Molecule: messenger RNA, 3203 nt
Organism: Drosophila rhopaloa
Lineage: Eukaryota; Metazoa; Arthropoda; Insecta; Diptera; Drosophilidae
Product: probable serine/threonine-protein kinase fhkB
Exons: 1
Coding region: 1-519 (172 amino acids)
Source: RefSeq, a predicted model, not a curated record
AUGGAGAUGCAGCAGCUGCACCGACAACAACAGCAGGCGCAGCAGUCGCAUUUCGUGGCAUCAGAGGACGAGGAUCUAGAGCAGAAACAGCAAGAACCACAUAACCAACAGCAACAACAGCAAACAACACAGCACCAACAACAACAAGAACAACAGCAGCAGCAACAAGAGCAACAGGGACAUCUCAAGGAUGCGGGAAUGAUGACCGAAAAGCCAGAUGAGGAGUUUAAGCAGCAACAACAAAGGCAGCAACAGCAACAGCGAGAUGAAGACCAACAACAACAGCAACACGAACAUACAGAAGAUUCAGAUAUGGAACAAACUGACGAUCAGGAUACAGAAUAUGGGGAGAAUAAUGAGCAGGAAGGCGACGACGAGGACGACGACGAUGAUGAUGGCACCAUUGUGGAAGAUAGCGAUGCCACCAGCUGUAGUAGUUGUCGCCGAGCCGAACUGGAGGAAAGUCAGGGGGAGGAGGAACAACCAUUAUCAGCCCCCCAAAAAGCUAAAACUCCAUAGACGAUGUUCUUUCCAUAGAAAGACAAAAGAUCCACACGCACCAUACAUAUGUCUAUUCAAUGCAAGGAAUACCCAUACCCAUAAAACCAAUUGUUGAAGGUAUUCCUUUCAUUAUGUGUCACGCUGGAUAAGACUCGAAAAAAUAGCGACUAGAAAAGUUUAAAAAAAACGCUACUAGAACACACAAACACUCGAAGAAAAAGCAUGAAAACCAACGCGGUUUAGUUUUGAAAUCAUCAUUUCCCAUCCACAACCUUGACUUUACGAAAAAAAUUGGUAAUUUUGGGGUUGCAUAUUCGUCGCCCCAUGAUUCUGUUUACUUAUAUUAUUUUUUUUUUCUUUGGCUACAAAUGUAUUGUGAUGUGCUGGCGCUUUGUUUGGCCUUAUAAUUUACUUACAAAAACCUGCAAAUGCGUAAUUAAACAACUGUUAACUAAAAAUGAACCAAAAAACCCCCCUGUGUUGUAUUUAUUUAUUAUUUUUUUUAUUUAAAAUUCGUUGGAGCUUAGCAGAGGCGAGGACCCCCCCACUCACACACACACACAAAUGUACACAUAGCACAGGCAACAACCACCACUACAACCGAACGAGCAAAGUAAAAAAGGAUAAACAAAUUGUGUAAGGAAAACUCACAUAUUUUUCUGUCGGAUGGAUUAUUUAUGUGUAUUGAACUCAACUCAACGUGUAAACGGAAACCAAGCAAAAUAUAUAAGAAAAAAAUAGUAUAAUGUGAAAUUUGCAUACACACACAUAUAUAGACACUUUUCUGCACACCUGAUAUAUACACAGAGAACAUUUUUAUUUGCCGUUUCGAAAUAUAUAUUUUUUAUUUAGCUUUCGAAUACUAUAUUUUUAAAUAUAUGUGCUUAUAACAAUAUCAAAUAUUUUUUCUGUUAUCUGAGAAUAUCUUGAAAUAAUAGAUUUUUAAAUAUCGAUUCUAUUUUCAACAUAAGAAUUAUAUACUUUUGAGAAUUUAAUUUAAUAUUAUUUGAGAUGAUACAUUUGAGCUGUUAAUUUAAGAUCAUAACCUUAAAACAAUUUAUUGGACAUGUUUAUUGUAUUGUUUUAUUUUUCUCUGUGUUCCCGAACAAUGUAUUAUUCAUUGCUUACGAGAAAACCAAAUCGGUGUGUGUUUGGACAUGGAUUUUCCCAUCCCAAAAAAAACCUCUAUGUUCGCCUAUUUAUCCCUACAUCUACCUCUUAAUUCCCUAAUCAAAUCCUUUUUCUCGCUUUUUUCCCUGGAUUGCUAGCCAACAAGAACAAACUACAACAAUUACAGCAACAAAUCACAAGCAAAUCGAAUAUUAUGUGUGUAUGUGUAUAUGUAUUGUCCAUCCACAGCAGCAAAGUAUGCAACAAAAUUUUUGUAGAACUGCAAGCAGUAAUAAAACCGAAAAAAGCGAAAGAAAAAUUCGGAGAAAACCGAAAGCAAACGCAAAAAAAAACCAAGAACAACCCAAGGAAAAUAUAAUUAUCAUCUUGUCGUUUAUAUAAAUGUGUGCUAUGUGUUUUCGAAUCGGAUUUAUGUUAUGCAAAAAACAGAAAAUUUAAAGGAAUGAAAGCUAACAGUAAAUAAGAAACAAAGUAAAAUAUAUAUAUUCAUGCAAGAAAUACAAAAUAAAGUAAACAUUGGUGUAAAUUAAGCAAGAACUUAAGUAAAACCUACUAAAAAUCAAAAAAAAAAUGAAGCUUAAUACGUAAUUUCCUAACAGAAGACAUAUACAUAUGCAGCACUUACACAAAUCCACCCUCACACUCAAACAAAAGGACACGUUCGUACAUUUACCGAUACUUUUCAAACACACAUACAGCACCUCUCUCUAUUUAAAUAUUGCGUUUUUAGAAUUAUUGCUCAGCACGUUUUUGCGUAGACACAAAACUAUUUAUGCUAACGGUAAGAAUACGACCUCUUCUCUUACUCACACACACACCCACACUCCUCCCACGCACACACACACAUACACUCACAAAAAAAUGAAGAAAAGGGAUGAAAAAACAAUUUUUUUCUUAAAAAUCAGAAUGGCGAAUUUCUAACGGGAAAGAAAAACACAAAAAACACACAUGAGGACUUCUAAUAAGUGUUUAUAUAUACAAAUAUAUAUAUAAAUAUAUAUAUGUAUACAUAUAAAAGAGAGCAUACUUUUUUGUCAUAAUGCAAAAUAUUUGUGUGAGAAACCAAUUUUUGAUGUAACAGAAAAACGAAAACCAGAAAAACUCGAAAAAUUAACGGUAUAAGAGCGAUGAGAUAAAGAAAGUGGAAAAUUGAUUUUUUCCUUUUUUAAUUUUUUUUCAAUCGACCUAUCCAUUUUCUCAUUUUCCGGUAGAAACUUUUGAAACUCAAAUAUUUAGCUGCCAUUUCUAUUUUAAAAAAUAACAAAUACAAAAACUAGUUUAAAACUUAGUUUGUAAACCACUUAUUUCGAUUUAUCUGUUUAAUAUUCUACUUUGUCUAUAUCUUUUUAACUGGUUUUUUGUGCAAGAAACAAACAUUACUUUAGUUUUUGUAAGAGAUUAGUAAAUUAUGUGAGUUGAGGCGAUUAAAAGCGGAGUUCGCUUUUGCAACUGCAAUCGCGAAUAUGGAUUAAUGGAGGCAAUUUCAAAGUAACAAUACGAGUAAGAAAUGAGAAAGAAAGAAAAACCAAAUGAGAUCUUCAAUGUGAAAUAAAAGUACUUCUUUGAAAGCA